GGUUCAGACCUCUUACUGGUUCAGCACUUAAUGGUUUAGACCUCUUACUGGUUCAGCACUUAACCAUUCAGAAGUUGUCAAACAGCCCCUUUGUCUUUUUAGUCCGAUAAAUAUUUUCUAUAAUUUGGAUACAAAAAUGGUCCAUUCUACGGCGGAACCAAGUGGGGUCAAGUGGGUCUGUUCAGUGGCCAAGCUUUAACGGAAACUCGGUGUGGGCCGUACUAAAAAAAAUCCAAAUGCGCGGGGGUUAUACUUUUAAAAAUCUAAUAUUUUACACUAAAAAAACAAAUUUUUGGUAAAUUAACACUACGCGCGAGGGGCUGGGGCACCCGGGCCUCCAUUAUCCUCCGCCCAUGGGUCUGUUGGCCCGUUCUCACCAGAAUUUGUUGGAUUUUUAUAUAAAAUUUGAGUUUUUUUAACAAAAAUAUUAGUCGGACUUAACGGAUAGAGUAGAGAACCUUAUGAUGAUAACUGGACUAAAAAGUUCUGGUUUCGACACCGACUCCGUUUCCAGGAAACUUUUCCUAUCAAUGUCAACCAGCGGUUGCAGUGUGUCGCCGGAACUAGAAGCUUGUUGGGAUGAAAAAAUCGCUUUUAUUCUCAAAUUUGUGGCCAUUGCUUGCAUACUGUUGGCUGGAUUCAUCGGAGUAGCCGUCCCGUUGGUCGGCAAGAGCUGGCGAAUUCUUAGAUCAGAUUCCGGUUUCUUUUCUGCCACGAAAGCUUUUGCUGCUGGUGUCAUUUUGUCUACAGGCUUCGUGCACAUACUACCGGAUGCCACAUCAGCAUUAUCCGACCCGUGUCUCCCUAAAUUCCCCUGGUCCAGUUUCCCGUUUUCGGGGUUCAUUGCAAUGAUGGCUGCUUUGUUUACAUUGCUUGCUGACUUCAUUACCACUCAAUACUAUGAAGGAAAGCAAGAAAAGCAGAUUGAGACGUCCGGAAUUGAGGUGGGUGAUUUGGAUCCAGCGGUGGUUCCGUUGGUGUCGAAAGAGGAUGGUUUGGAGGAGAAUGGGAUUCACAAUGUGGUUAUGGAUGGUGGUGAUGUUCAUCGUACCCACAUCCGUGAAAACGGUCAAAGGCACGAGCACUUAGAGAGCCAUUCUCACAAGCAUGCGUUUGAAGAUGAUGACGAUACAGAUAGUGUUGUACGCUAUGCUGUCGCUUCACAGGUAUUGGAACUUGGAAUUGUGUCGCAUUCAAUAAUAAUCGGUUUAUCAUUAGGAGUUUCACAAAGUCCAUGUACAAUUAGACCAUUGCUCGGGGCGUUAUCUUUCCAUCAGUUCUUUGAAGGAUUUGCAUUAGGCGGUUGCAUCUCACAAGCAAAAUUUGGGAUCCUUCGUUCGACGUUAAUGGCGGGUUUUUUCGCGGUAACGGCUCCUAUAAGCGUGGGCAUAGGGAUGGGUGUGUCAUCGUUUUAUGACCAUGAUAGUCCUAGAGCUUUGAUUGUUGAAGGUAUCCUGGACUCCAUUUCUGCUGGGAUUUUAAUUUAUAUGGCUUUAGUGGACUUAAUUGCUGCUGAAUUCUUGAGUAAGAAGAUGAAAAGCAAUUUUGGAAUUCAAAUGGUGUCUUUUAUUGCACUUUUUCUUGGGGCUGGAUUAAUGGCUUCUCUUGCAGUAUGGGCUUAAAGAUAGAUGCCUUUGUUUUUACUAAUGGUGUAAAUAAUAUUAAGUGGCUUCAUAUAAUCCCUUAAAUGUACAAAAUAUAUAUAUAUGUAUUAUCUGGUGGCUCUUUGAUUCUAAAUGAACUUUUGACUCAUGAGGAUUUAAUCU
This is a messenger RNA of Helianthus annuus (common sunflower), 1766 nucleotides long. Its product is annotated as zinc transporter 4, chloroplastic. Gene Ontology annotation, biological process: zinc ion transmembrane transport. Gene Ontology annotation, molecular function: zinc ion transmembrane transporter activity. Lineage: Eukaryota; Viridiplantae; Streptophyta; Magnoliopsida; Asterales; Asteraceae. The transcript has 2 exons. Bases 462 to 1622 code for a protein of 386 amino acids. The record is from RefSeq and is a predicted model, not a curated record. Gene Ontology annotation, cellular component: plasma membrane.